AUGGCGCUAUUCUCGGAUUUGACGGUUCGCCUCCGCUCCAAAAUGUUUGUCUGGACGUUUGCUACUAUAGCCUUGAUCGUGUACCACAAGUCCAGGAUUGCCGGAAGAUGGUUCUGGGUCCAGGAAAAAGCCAAGGUUCCCCUCGUCUGUAUCGGAAGAAACUCUCCGCGCAACAACAACACUUGCAAUACCGUGGGCAGCAUCUCGGAUCCGGAGGCAUCGAGCGAAAGCGAGGAAAAA
Molecule: messenger RNA, 240 nt
Organism: Mesorhabditis spiculigera
Lineage: Eukaryota; Metazoa; Nematoda; Chromadorea; Rhabditida; Rhabditidae
Source: the annotation of a GenBank genome assembly